AUGCAUAAUUUGCUCGUUCUUGUUACACUCAUCUCGGCGGUCCUCGGCGGAACCCUUCAGGUCAUUGACUAUAAAGGCCAGUGUUUCGUGUAUUCUACGGAAAACUUCGACUGCACCGGGAUCUCGGAGCCAUUUGCACACCUUGACGGCACCUCUUGUUGCAAUCUGAACACAGAUGACAAAGUCACUCACUCCAAUUCAUCGGCGUUCAAAGCCAAGCUAUGUGGCUCCAGUCAAAACUCUGCCUGGGUGGAAGUGCAUCAGAAUGGCCUGCUCUUUUUCCAUAAUGAUAAAGCAGAUGAAGCAAAAUGCAAAGUCGACGGAGGUCUAGUAAAAGGGGGUUUAUGCACCGCAACCAAUAGUUCUUCGUCUUCGACGCGAAACAGUAAGCCUCAAUCGACUUCCUCGGAUACAAAAUCCAGCGAUAUGUUGGUUACGGAAGCAGCAUCGACUCCGACAAUGUCCUCGGGCUCUGAAAGCCCUUCGAACUCUAUAACGGAUUGUUGA
Messenger RNA from Penicillium waksmanii, 507 nucleotides. RefSeq lists its product as uncharacterized. NCBI's taxonomy places the organism in Eukaryota, Fungi, Ascomycota, Eurotiomycetes, Eurotiales, Aspergillaceae. The transcript has 2 exons. The record is from RefSeq and is a predicted model, not a curated record. The coding region runs from base 1 to 507 and encodes 168 amino acids.